AGCAACACAGGUGGAGAGUAGUGUUAAAAACUCAGCCGCAGAUGCGAAAACGUGGUCUUUUACGGUUUUCCGUGAAAUUAGUUUUCUCUCCAAUAUGUAAUGGAAGUUUAUAUCGUAGAUUAUUUCUAACAUAAAGCUGUGCAAGUUACGAAUAUAAUUCAGCUGUCAAUUUAUUGUUUCUAACAUAAAAAGCUAUCGAACUGUUAUUUUUCAGCUCCAAAUAUGGGAACACCUCAAAUAAAACAAUCAAGAAUGCAACAGGGACGAAACCUCUACCUCCCAGAGGAAGGAUGUGCCAGCAAGAGAAGCACGAAGACGAUGGAACCAGGGCCGCGGACGAGGCCGAGGUAAAUCCCACCUAAGACGAGUGAAGGAAGACGUCAAGCCAGAGCAGCAUGGAGAGGAAACCACACCCAGAGGAGUCUGCCAGACUAUGUGUCCUGCUGUGGAAUUGCAGAAGCGGGAGUCCCAGAACCGUCUCCACCGCUUUGAGAUGCUUGCGGGUACAGAGAAAGACCGGCGACCCCAAGUUGACCCCAUGCGCGCAGUUAAGGAGUAUUCCAGACCGGCAGCUGGGAAAGACGCUGCUUACGCCGCUGACCUACGACCUCCUGUCGUGUUGUUGAAAACUGUGUGUUAUCUUAUUGAUGAGAUUGCUGCUUCUCAUCUGUGUCCUUGGACUGAGGUGUAUGGCUUUGUUUUUGAUCGCCUGCGCAGCGUCAAGCAGGACAUGAUCAUCCAAAGGGUGCAUGGCCCGGACUGUGUGGCCAUUUUGGAGCGGACUGUACGCUUUCUCAUCUACGCCUCCUACCGGCUUUGUGGUGAGCCUCUUCGGCUUUAUGACCCGUGCAUCAAUGACACACACCUCCAGGAAAACUUGAGCUGGCUGCUGGACUGCUAUACACACGGAACAGAGCCGCAUCCCAACCAGGAAGAGUUCCAGGCUCUCAGUAUACUCUAUAACUUAGGUUCAUCUCGCACAGUGCAGCACGUCAUGGAGCUCCCAACACAGGUUCGCCGCUCCCCCGCUGUAGCACUCGCCCUUUCCAUUAACCGGGCCUUUCUGGAGCGGAACCCUGUGCGUCUGCUGCAGUUUGCCAGCAGGCUGACCUUCCUGCAGGGCUGCGCUGUACACCGUCACCUGAUGGUGAGUCGGAAGGACCUGCUGCUGAUAUACAGCCACGGCUACAACAGCAAAAACUGUCGCUUUCCCCUGGACAGACUGUGUAAGCUGCUGUCUUUGGACAGUUCUCUCACAACAACUCUCUGUCAGACAUAUGGAGUGGAGGUCAAUCAGGAAAAUCAGGUGGUGUUUUCCAAGGCUGCUUUCUCUGAGCCAGAGCAAGGAAAACUAAGAUGUGCUCUUUAUCACAACAUUGUGGAGGAGAAACAGAAGGACCUCACUGUUGGAAACAUUGUUCAUGGCUGUUCUUGACACAAAGGAAGUAGUUAAAACAACAACAAUGUAAAUACUUCCAGCUCCAGGUUUUCUUACAUGCAUUUUUACAAGUGCCUACACUGUAAGACUGAAGUUUAGGUAUUUGUUGAGGUACGCAUGCAGCCACAAGAGCUACAGUGAUGUGAAAAAGUGUAUGCCCCCUUUCUGAUUUCUUAUUUUUGUGCAUGUUAACACUUAAAUGUUUCAGAUCUCAAACAAAUUUAAAUAUCUGUCAAUGACAACACAACUGAACACAAAAUGCAGUUUUCAAAUGAAACUUUUUAUUAUUAAGGGAGAAAAAAAAUUCAAACCUACAUGUCCCUUUGUGGAAAAAGUGAUAUCCCCUGAAACCUAAUAACCGGUUGGGCCACCCUUAGCAGCAACGACUGCAAUCAAGCGUUUGCGAUAACUUGCAAUAAGUGGAGGAAUUUUGGCCCACUCAUCUUUGCAGAAUUGUUGUAAUGAAUCGCCUUUGAUGCCACAGCAUCUCUAUAGGAUUCAGGUCAGGACUUUGACUAGGCCGCUCCAAAGUCUUCAGUUUAUUAUUCAGCCAUUCAGAGGUGGACUAGCUGGUGUGUUUUACAUCAUUGUCCUGCUAUAGAACCCAAGCUGGUUUCAGCUUGAAGUCACAAACAGAUGGGCGGGCAUUGUCCUUCAGGAUGUUUUGGUAGAGAGCAGAAUUCAUGGUUCCAUGUAUCACAGCAAGGCUUCUAGGUACCGAAGUAGCAAAACAGCCACAGACCAUCACACUACCACCACCAUAUUUUACUGUUGGUAUGAUGUUCUUUUUCUGAAAUGCGGCAUUACUUUUAUGCCAGAUGUAAUGGGACACAUACCUUGCAAAAAGUUACACUUUUUUCUUGUCAGACCACAGUAUUUUCCCAAAGGUCUUGGGGAUCAUCAAGAUGUUUUCUGGCAAAAUUAAGACGAGCCGCAAUGUUUUUUGUUCAGCAUUAGUUUUCGUCUUGGAACUCUGCCACGCAGGCUGUUUUUUCGCAGUGUCUUUCUUAUGGUGGAGUCAUGAACACUGACCUUAACUGAAGCGAGUGAGGAUUGCUGUUAUUUGCAUGUUGUUGUGGGGUCUUUUUGACCUCUUGAAUGGAUCGUCGCUCUGCUCUUGGGGUUAUUUUGGUUGUCCAGCCACUCCUAGGAAGGUUCACCAUUGUUUCGUCUUUGUCAAGUAGGUCCUAUUUAAGCGAUUUCUUAAUUGAGAGCAGGUGUGGCAAUCAGGCUUGGGUGUGGCUAGAGAAAUUGAACUCUGGUGUGAUAAACCACAGUUAAGUUACGUUUUAAUAUCACUUUUUCACACAAGUCCAUGUAGGUUUGGAUUUUUUUUCUCCCUUAAUAAUAAAAAGUUUCAUUUAAAACUGCAUUUUGUGUUCAGUUGUGUUGUCGUUGACUGAUAUUUAAAUUUGUUUGAUCUGAAACAUUCAAGUGUGACAAACAUUCAAAAAAAAUUACUCAAUGGACAAACACUUUCACACCACUGUAUUUGAUGAGGUACGUCUGCAACAACAAGAGCUAUCUGGAAAGUUCUGUCUUUUGCAACGAUGCCGUUUUGAUCUACACUCUGACGUUUGCUGUGGUGUAGGCCUGCAUUGCAUCAUACUGAGAGCUUUCUAACAUGGUAUUAAUGCCAAAUUUAUACACAUAUUUCAAUAUUAGGCCGUAAAGUUCUACAGCACUGGAAACUACAACCAUGACAAACAAUUUCUUGACUGAGCUUUAUUUUUUUUUUUUCAAGGGUCACAGAAGAAAUAUUUUACAGCACAAUUUAAUAUAAAUGCUCUUUUUGGUCUAUGUGUAGUAUGUUUUGUUGGCGUUAUCAGUCUUCUACAGUAUAUGUGGAAUGGCUGUGAAGAGUAGUAAAAGUUGCAUUGAAGUUGCAUAUGAACCUCUUUGAGACCAAAUUCAUGACGGGCUAAUGCAUAUGGGCCAGAAUACCAAAAUAAAAAUGGAAAUGAACGCACAGAAAAGGUAAAGAUUAUUAUUUCUUUAUUGUCAUAAUUGUACAUUUUACAUGCCUACAUUUGACUACAGCAAUACGAUGCUCUCAAUAUUUUUGUAGUGUAAAGUUAAUUUGUGUGUGGCCGCUUGGGGGCAGCAGAGAACUGUCAUUGCUAUCCUCGUCGUUGCCAACCAACGAGGAAAAAAUACUUGAACACAUUUUGGCAUUAACUUGCUUUUUUUCUGAAUAA
Dunckerocampus dactyliophorus (ringed pipefish) is the source of this 3636-nucleotide messenger RNA. RefSeq names its product SAC3 domain containing 1 (gene sac3d1). The coding region runs from base 434 to 1435 and encodes 333 amino acids. The transcript has 4 exons. Lineage: Eukaryota; Metazoa; Chordata; Actinopteri; Syngnathiformes; Syngnathidae. Gene Ontology annotation, biological process: centrosome duplication; spindle assembly. Gene Ontology annotation, cellular component: nucleus; centrosome; spindle. The record is from RefSeq and is a predicted model, not a curated record.